ACAUCGAUGACAUCGCUGUUGCCAUCAAAGUAUGUCCAUAUCUAAUAUAUAGUUCCAUUCUGUUAUAUUGGAUUGAGUAAAGUUAGACAAAAUGCAAGGUCUUGGUCUGCAAAGUCUUAAAAAAAAUCCAGCUUUAAUUCCACUUUAUGUGUGCGUUGGAGCGGGAGCUAUUGGAGCCGUCUACUAUAUGGCUCGACUUGCAACUCGUAAUCCCGAUGUCACUUGGAAUCGCACAUCAAAUCCCGAACCAUGGCAAGAGUACAAAGAAAAGCAAUACAAGUUUUAUUCGCCUGUGAGGGAUUAUUCUAAAACUAAGAGUGCUGCCCCAAACUUUGAAGAAUAAAUUACAUUUCUCUAGCAGCUGCAAUUUAAAAAUGUAAAAUGAAAUAACUUCAAAUUAUAAAUAAACAUAGUGGAUUUUGAAAGCGUA
This is a messenger RNA of Drosophila sechellia, 430 nucleotides long. It is a transcript of the gene ND-MLRQ, whose product is annotated as NADH dehydrogenase (ubiquinone) MLRQ subunit. The record is from RefSeq and is a predicted model, not a curated record. The coding region runs from base 92 to 343 and encodes 83 amino acids. NCBI's taxonomy places the organism in Eukaryota, Metazoa, Arthropoda, Insecta, Diptera, Drosophilidae. The transcript has 4 exons. Gene Ontology annotation, cellular component: respiratory chain complex IV.